Messenger RNA from Agelaius phoeniceus (red-winged blackbird), 3978 nucleotides. NCBI's taxonomy places the organism in Eukaryota, Metazoa, Chordata, Aves, Passeriformes, Icteridae. The record is from RefSeq and is a predicted model, not a curated record.
AUGCUGAAUUAUCCAGUGUGUGCUGGCACUGAGAACAAGCUGAGCUCCCUGUCUGACCUGGAGCAGCAGUACCGGGCCCUGCGCAAGUACUAUGAGAACUGUGAGGUGGUGAUGGGCAACCUGGAGAUCACCAGCAUCGAGCACAACAGGGACCUCUCCUUCCUGAGGUCUAUCCGAGAAGUCACGGGCUAUGUGUUGGUGGCUCUGAACCAGUUUGAGUACCUGCCCCUGGAGAACCUGCGCAUCGUUCGUGGGACCAAGCUCUACGAGGAGAGAUACGCUCUGGCCAUAUUCCUGAACUACAGGAAGGAUGGCAACUUUGGACUCAGGGAACUUGGCUUGAGGAACCUGACAGAGAUACUGAAUGGAGGGGUGUAUGUUGGCCAGAACAAAUUCCUCUGCUUUGCAGACACCAUUCAUUGGCAAGACAUCGUGCGGAACCCCUGGGCCUCCAACUUCACUCUGGUUCCAACCAAUGGCAGCUCAGGAUGUGGUCGUUGCCACAAGUCCUGCACAGGACGGUGCUGGGGACCCACAGAGAAUCACUGCCAGACCUUGACCAAGACCGUGUGUGCAGAGCAGUGUGACGGGCGCUGCUACGGGCCCUACGUCAGCGACUGCUGCCACCGCGAGUGCGCCGGCGGCUGCUACGGACCCAAGGACACAGACUGCUUUGCCUGUAUGAAUUUCAAUGACAGUGGUGCUUGUGUCACACAGUGCCCCCAGACCUUUGUGUACAACCCCACCACCUUCCAGCUGGAGCACAAUCACAACGCCAAGUACACCUAUGGGGCUUUCUGUGUCAAGAAGUGCCCACACAACUUUGUGGUAGAUUCCAGCUCCUGUGUCCGGGCAUGUCCAAGCUCCAAGAUGGAGGUUGAAGAAAAUGGCAUUAAGAUGUGCAAGCCCUGCACUGACAUUUGUCCUAAAGCAUGUGAUGGCAUUGGGACAGGGAGUUUGGUGUCAGCUCAGACAGUGGAUUCCAGCAACAUUGACAAGUUUGUAAACUGUACCAAGAUCAAUGGCAACCUUAUCUUCCUUGUCACUGGGAUUCAUGGAGACCCCUAUCACACGAUCGCUGCCAUCAAUCCAGAGAAAUUAAAUAUCUUCCAAACAGUGAGGGAGAUAACAGGGUAUUUGAACAUACAGUCUUGGCCUGAGAAUAUGACAGACUUCAGGGUGUUUUCUAACUUGGUUACCAUUGGUGGGAGAGCUCUCUAUAGUGGCCUUUCCUUGCUCAUCCUAAAGCAACAAGGCAUCACUUCCCUGCAGUUCCAGUCCUUGAAGCAAAUCAGUGCUGGCAACAUCUACAUCACAGACAACAGCAAUUUGUGCUACUACCACACUGUCAACUGGACCAGCCUGUUCAGCACCCCCAGCCAAAAGACAGUGAUCCACAGGAACAAAAAGGCAGAGAACUGCACUGCUGAUGGCAUGGUGUGCAACGAGCUGUGCUCCAGUGAUGGCUGCUGGGGGCCAGGGCCAGACCAGUGCCUGUCCUGCAAGCGCUUCAUCCGGGGCAGGACCUGCAUCGACUCCUGCAACCUCUACGACGGGGAAUUCCGAGAGUUUGCAAACGGCUCUGUGUGCGUGGAGUGUGAUCCCCAGUGUGAGAAGAUGGAGGAAAAUAUGAUCACCUGCUACGGGCCGGGACCUGACCACUGCACCAAGUGUUUCCAUUUUAAGGAUGGUCCAAAUUGUGUGGAAAAAUGCCCUGAUGGCUUGCAGGGGGCCAACAGCUUCAUUUUCAAGUACGCCGAUGAGGAUCGGGAAUGCCAUCCAUGUCAUCCCAACUGCACCCAGGGGUGCAUAGGGCCACACCUGGAGGACUGCAUUGGGCUGAUGGAUAGGUGUAGAGGCCCAGCUAGUCAUGACUGCAUUUUCUAUCCAUGGACACGGCAGUCCACUCUGCCCCAGCACGCUAGAACCCCCCUGAUUGCUGCUGGAGUCAUUGGUGGCCUCUUCAUCAUCGUCAUCAUGGGCCUGACGUUCGCCGUGUACGUACGGCGCAAAAGCAUCAAGAAGAAGAGAGCGCUGAGAAGGUUCCUGGAGACUGAGCUGGUGGAACCCUUGACCCCGAGCGGCACGGCGCCCAACCAAGCCCAGCUCCGCAUCCUGAAGGAGACAGAGCUGAAGAGAGUCAAAGUCCUGGGCUCUGGAGCCUUUGGAACAGUGUACAAGGGGAUCUGGGUCCCUGAGGGAGAAACAGUAAAGAUUCCUGUGGCCAUUAAGAUCCUUAAUGAGACCACUGGUCCAAAAGCCAACGUGGAAUUUAUGGACGAAGCUCUCAUCAUGGCCAGCAUGGACCACCCACACCUGGUGAGACUCCUGGGUGUCUGCCUGAGCCCCACCAUCCAGCUGGUCACUCAGCUGAUGCCUCAUGGCUGCCUCCUGGAUUAUGUCCAUGAACAUAAGGAUAACAUUGGCUCCCAGCUCCUGCUGAACUGGUGUGUUCAAAUAGCUAAGGGAAUGAUGUACCUGGAAGAGAGGAGACUUGUCCACAGGGACCUGGCAGCCAGGAAUGUCCUGGUGAAAUCACCAAACCACGUGAAAAUCACUGACUUUGGCCUGGCCAGGCUCCUGGAAGGGGAUGAAAAGGAGUACAAUGCUGAUGGGGGCAAGAUGCCAAUUAAGUGGAUGGCUCUGGAGUGCAUACACUACAGGAAAUUUACCCAUCAGAGUGAUGUGUGGAGCUAUGGAGUGACCAUCUGGGAGCUGAUGACCUUUGGUGGGAAGCCAUACGAUGGAAUCCCAACUCGAGAGAUCCCCGACCUGCUGGAGAAGGGAGAGCGCCUGCCCCAGCCCCCAAUCUGCACUAUUGAUGUUUAUAUGGUGAUGGUGAAGUGCUGGAUGAUUGAUGCUGACAGUCGGCCAAAAUUCAAGGAGCUGGCUGCUGAAUUCUCCAGAAUGGCUCGAGACCCUCAGAGAUACCUGGUGAUUCAGGGAGAUGAUCGUAUGAAGCUCCCAAGCCCAAAUGACAGCAAGUUCUUCCAAAAUCUUCUUGAUGAGGAAGACCUGGAAGAUAUGAUGGAUGCUGAAGAGUAUCUUGUUCCUCAAGCCUUCAACAUUCCUCCUCCCAUCUACACCUCCAGGACAAGAAUUGAUUCCAACAGGGUCAUGAUGUUGAAAGUUUCUUGCAUGUCUGUACUGACAAGCAAAAUGAACCAGUUUGUGUACCGGGAUGGUGGCUACACUGCCGAGGUGCCGAUGCCAUACAGGGCUCCAGGCUGCAUCAUUCCUGAAGCCCCAGCUGCCCAAGGGGCCACAGCAGAGAUCUUUGAAGACUCUUGCUGCAAUGGCACGAUGCAGAAACAGGUGGCAACCCUGGCAAAGGAGGACAGCAGCACCCAGAGGUACAGCGCUGACCCCACCGUCUUCAUUCCCGAGCGCGUCGUGCGGGGAGAGCUGGAUGAGGAUGGGUACAUGACACCGAUGAGAGACAAACCUAAAACAGAUUACCUGAACCCAGUGGAAGAGAACCCAUUUGUUUCCCGCCGGAAGAACGGAGAUCUCCAAGCUGUGGACAACCCAGAGUACCACAGUGCUCCCAACGGGCAGCCCAAAGCAGAGGACGAGUACGUGAACGAGCCCUUGUACCUCAACACCUUCGCCAACACCUUGGAAAACGCCGAGUACCUGAAGAACAAUUUGCCAGAGAAAGCCAAGAAGGCCUUUGACAACCCAGACUACUGGAACCACAGCCUGCCCCCACGGAGCACCCUCCAGCACCCGGACUACCUGCAAGAGUACAGCACAAAAUACUUUUACAAACAGAACGGACGGAUCCGGCCCAUAGUGGCAGAGAAUCCUGAAUACCUCUCUGAGUUCUCCCUGAAGCCUGGCACUGUGCUGCCCCCGCCGCCCUACAGACACCGGAACACCGUGGUGUAGUGGCUGUGCUCUCACUCAAGUGGAAAGGCAACCCCUUCUAGCUGCCUCACUCUCACUCCCCCUUUCUCCCUGCCCCUGCCCCUCCUC